Portunus trituberculatus (swimming crab) is the source of this 981-nucleotide messenger RNA. Its product is annotated as cell wall protein TIR4-like. The transcript has 2 exons. Lineage: Eukaryota; Metazoa; Arthropoda; Malacostraca; Decapoda; Portunidae. The coding region runs from base 1 to 981 and encodes 326 amino acids. The record is from RefSeq and is a predicted model, not a curated record.
AUGGUGAUGGAGACUCGGCGCGUGUUGGUGCCCGUGACGCGCACAUACAACGUGGUGGCCACGGCGCUGUCCUCCGUGCUGGCCCUGCAGACCGCCACGCCGCCCCCUCUGCAGGUGACGCAGACACAGACCGACCUGUCCACCGUGACGGAGGUCGUCACGGACGUCAUCACCGAGGCCACCACGGUGCUGGUGACGGACUUCACCACUGCCGUGAGCACCGUGACGCCGCCCGCCGUCAGGUUGGCCGUCACUAGCACCACCGUGGUGGUGGAAACUUCCUCAGUGGUGCAGGCCGACAUGACCGAGCUGGUGACCACUGCAGCGGUGGUGACCAGCGAGGUGGUGAGUGUGGUGACGCCCGCCCCCGAGGUGGUGACACAGGUGGAGACCAGCAUCGAAGUGGUGACUAGCACCAGCCUAGUGGCGGAGGAGACCUACGUCACUAUCACCAGCACGGAGGUGGCCGAGGUCACGUCCACGGACACCGAGGCCGUCACCACCACGCUGGUGUCCACGGUGGUGUCCGCCAGCGUCACCACCGCACUCACCACGCAGGUGGUGGACGUGCCGGUGCUUUCCACGCUGGUGGUGACGGACACUUCCACCGAGAUAGUGGAGGCCACAGCGCCACCGCUGCCUGCCGUCACCUCCACUGCCGUGGGCCUCGUGACGGAGGUGGUGACGGAGACGGGCGCGGCGCAGGUCAAGACGCAGACCGUGAUGGAGGCCAUGGAGGUGGUGGAGGUGGUGACACAGGUGGUGCCCGUGGAGAUGCUGGUGACGGCCGUGCAGACCGUCACGGCGCCCUGCCCGCAGCAGAUGGGUUACCCACAGCCCGCGCCGCAGCGCUACCAGCAGAAUGCGCCGCAGCGAUACUACCAGAAGGCCAUGCCGCUCAUCAGACUGAAGGGACUGCAGCUCCACCAGGGACGCGGCGGCCACUUCCAGAAGGGUUCCUUCAGGCCCUGGAGGGGCUAG